AUGGGGAGGCCAAAAAUUUUUUUGGGUGUCACACCAUUGCUGCCUCUCCGGCGGCCGCGCCUCCGGGCGCUCGCCGGGCGGCUCGAGGAAAUCUUGUUUAGAAAAUACCCAACCAAGAUGGAGUACUAUAACAUGACAAGGCGACCAAUGCCACCAGCAAUGAUGUUUGCUAUCAAGACGUACAUGGCUCAGAACCGACAAUACCGACAAAAUCAACAAUCGUUAAGACAUAUAGCAUCUUCCCCUGGCUAUGGGGCGAUGAAUCUGACAUCCAAUAUCAUGCAAGGUGCGAGUGAAAAUUCUAGAAUGUCUUAUGUGACGGGCAAUGUUGGCCCUUUGCCAUCUAGUGCAGACAUGGUUCUGCAGAACGCCAACAUGGAUACCUCACUGCCAGAAGGAGCUUCUGAUGGGCAUGUGAACACAAUGCUUUCACUAGGGAUAAACCCUACACCACAUGAUCUUUCUGGAGCGUCCAACAACAACCUGUUAACGCACAAUCUGGAUACACGUGAAGCCAACAGAUUGGCGCAGGGACGCCCGGCGCCUGUGAAGGAUCUCCCAAGGGAACCAAAAUUCACCUGCCCAGUCUGCAUCAACGAGCUAGUCGAUGCAUCAUCUACUAUCUGCGGCCACAUCUUCUGCAAGAAAUGCAUAGAGGCCUCCAUCCGAUUUCAGAAGAAGUGCCCUACGUGUCGUAGGAGGCUGACCAUGAGAAAUUUCCACCGCAUCUACCUCCCGGCGAUGGAUUGA
This is a messenger RNA of Aegilops tauschii subsp. strangulata, 750 nucleotides long. Lineage: Eukaryota; Viridiplantae; Streptophyta; Magnoliopsida; Poales; Poaceae. The record is from RefSeq and is a predicted model, not a curated record.